Molecule: messenger RNA, 1461 nt
Organism: Triticum aestivum (bread wheat)
Lineage: Eukaryota; Viridiplantae; Streptophyta; Magnoliopsida; Poales; Poaceae
Exons: 3
Coding region: 195-935 (246 amino acids)
Source: RefSeq, a predicted model, not a curated record
CUUAUCCACUGAUCCUUACUCUUUCUCUGGGGAAUUGCUAUGAGGUCACACAGAACCUCCUGAGGAAUGAAGUGUUUAAGGAUUUACCUGUGGAGUUCUCUCAGAAGAUUGUACAUGCUUUGCAAAUUAAGUCUCGCACACCGAGCAACUUCACAAGAGCGCUUGCUGAUGCACUCGCCGCAAUCGGAGAUAAUAUGGUAGUUAUUGGUACACCCAAGAGCCCGGUAGACUGUCAAAACUUAAAUGCUUAUAUGAUUAGCAAGGAGGAUUUGUAUGAUGUUCCGAAGAUAAUGGCUCUUCUGUGUCCUGAAGAAGCAAGUUAUGUAAAGCAAGAGACUCCGUUGCCUGAAAAAUCUGAUGGUAAUAAGUCUGGCAAUGUUAUUUCUGGAAACAUUCCUAAGGAUGCACAGGAUAAUGAGAUGGAGCGUAGUAGUGAGAUGGAUUUAGCUGAUGAGAUACUCUUUGAGAAGCUUGAGACUCUUCGAGCCGAAGGCCUGAAAAAUCCAAGGGAUAUUAUUGAACUCCUUGUAAGUGCCCUUCCAUGGCUGGAAAGUAACACUCCAGCAGGGAUUGAUAAACGAUUGCUGGACGAUGUCAGGCGCAUCUGCAGUGAGUUUGAAAAUGGUUCUGACAGGGUGAGGGGAAGAGCUUUUCUUGCUGUGGAGAAGCUGCGCCAAGGUGAGAACAAACUGCAGCUGAUCCUCAGGGUGCUGACUGAAGCAAGCCUAAGGAGGAUUGAAAGUGAAGCGACAAAAAAAAGCAUGAAUGACUGGAGCAGUGAUGCUGCUGUCCAGCCUCAGGCUGAUGCCGACGGAUGCUCAGAUGACGACGAACCUGACACGGGAGAAGCUGGGGCCUCGACCUCAAAAAAGGCGGCACAGAAGCAAAAGAGCAAGAAGAAAUCCAAGAAGUCCAAGGGCCGGGGCAAGAAGUGAGCUCCUGUAGCCCCCUAGGCGGUGCGGUUUUCCCUGUCGCGAAACAUUUACCGGCAUUGGGGAAGAACUUGUAUAUCCCACCACCUUAUUUAGAACCAAAGUACAGCAAGUGCUAUAUAAUCCCAUCACUGUAGAACCAAACGGAUAGCAGGUGCUGUGUUUUCCUUGGAUUGGAUGUAGUGGUGGCUUAUGUUGUUGCCUUGCCCUUGCUGCUGCUACUACUAGCUGAGCCUGUUUGCGCCCUUUUUGUUGCUGUGUUUAUGCCUCAUCUCUUCAUUGUCGACCCAGUUAAGCCAAAACUAGUUACUAGGAGUACAUUCGUUCUUAAAACAUACAGUACUUGACAAACGACCGCUAAGCUCAGAAGAACCAGACCAUGUGCAUGCCUCAUCUCCUGAUCCCAACGGUUUAGUCAAAAGGAAAUGUGUUGCUUCACAUCUGAUCAGGGAGGGAACUUGGGAUCGGAUGACUGGAAGAUUGCUAGCAUCUCUCAGCUUUGGUUGGUUGUGAGGACUUGCAUUUUUUC